Messenger RNA from Vespula pensylvanica (western yellowjacket), 3259 nucleotides. It is a transcript of the gene bma, whose product is annotated as SCY1-like protein 2. Gene Ontology annotation, biological process: protein phosphorylation. The record is from RefSeq and is a predicted model, not a curated record. NCBI's taxonomy places the organism in Eukaryota, Metazoa, Arthropoda, Insecta, Hymenoptera, Vespidae. Bases 363 to 2879 code for a protein of 838 amino acids. The transcript is spliced from 18 exons. Gene Ontology annotation, molecular function: ATP binding; protein kinase activity.
GCUCCUGUUAUCCUGUAAACAGGAUCUUUCUUUCGGCCUUCCAGUCUCGCGACGGACGUCGAUCGUCCUGCUGGAACAUCUCGUGCGUUUCAUUUAUCAAUACGAAACACUCUCAAGUUCAAGUUGCUUCGAGAGGACGAGUUCACAUACAUCAUCUUUUUCCAAAAGAUAAAUCAGUAUAUUUGAUUAUACAUACAUAUAUAUUCUUUUUCUUUUUUCUCUUGAAACUUUGUUCUCAGUGCGCCACGUCUCGACCGGCGUUGAUCCGUUUAUAGUAUACUCUACAGCACGGAACCCUCGGCAACAGACGAUACGAAGAGCUCUGUUUCGUUGGAUUGGAUGAGAUCUGUUAAAGACACAUCAUGUUUGCAAAGUCUAAGAGCAGCAGUUCGUCCUCCAAUUUUCAAUUAGCAAAUCCAAUAAGAAAUUUCUGCGAAAUUGGGAAGCAAACAGCUACCGCGGGACCGGAACAUGUUUGGCGUAUCUACGAUGCUUACAGUAAAGAAGAUGGGAAGGAAGUUUCUGUAUUUCUCUUCGACAAACGUUCGGUGGAAAAACUUCACAAACCAAAACGCAAGGAAACAGUUACAGAAAUAUUACGGAAUGGAGCUAAAGAAAUGCAACGUUUUAUCCAUCCAAAGAUAUUGCAGGUAUAUAAAGUUGAAGAAUGUCCUGAAACGUUAGCCUUCGCCUCAGAACCGGUCUUAGCUAGUCUUGCAAAUGUCUUAGCUUAUCAAGAGCAACAAGAACUUAUCAAUAAACAAAAUACAUUAUCGCAAAGCCAUCGUCCAGUUUAUGUAAAAGAAUAUGAAUUAUUGGAUAUUGAAAUUAAAUAUGGCUUGUUACAGAUUACCGAAGCUUUGCUAUUUCUGCAUACGAAUUCUCAUACCAAAAUUCUUCACAGAAACGUUUGCCCGAGCAAUAUUAUAAUAACGAAAAGAGGAACGUGGAAGCUUGCCGGAUUCGAAUUUAUAGAGGUGGUCAAUGAGAUACCAUUUACUAUACAACCAUGGACAAGUAGAACGUCAAAAAUGGCCCAACCAAAUUUGGAUUAUUUAGCACCGGAAAUCCAACAAAAAAAAUUAGGUAGUUUUAGUAGCGACAUGUAUAGUCUUGGAAUGACGAUAUGUGCUAUCUUCAAUCGAGGCAGACCCUUGAUUCAAGCCAAUCACAAUUGUUCCGAGUAUCUGAAGCAAUUAGAAAAUCUCGAUGAUCGGGUCGGCAUUAUUCUACCGUCGGUCGCACUUCCUCUGAGAGAAGCAGUUUCAAGACUUCUUCAAAAGGAUAUUGAUCUAAGGCCUACCGCUCAAGUUUUAUCAAUGAUCAAAUAUUUCCGGGAUCCGCUCGUGCACGCCCUUCAGUUUCUGGAUGUGAGCAAGUUGAAGGACUUGAUGCAAAAGGAACAUUUUUAUAGGACGACCCUGAAGGAAUUGUUGCCGUAUAUACCGAAGAAACUAUUGUAUCAACACAUUUGGUGGUAUCUCCAAGCUGAGCUGCAGACCCAGGAAGUCUUAUCGGCGGUCCUGCAACCGAUCUUAUACAUCAUUGAAAAGAGUACUAAAGAAGAAUACGAGAAAAUAAUCUUUCCCACCCUGAGACCGCUCUUCUCGAAUCGGAAAUCAAUUAAUGGUACCGUAACGCUGUUAGAAAAUUUGCAUGUAAUAUUGGAGAAGACACCCGAUGAGUAUAUAGAUUCUGAGGUUCUACAGAUGUUAUACACGAGUUUUGAGAAUUCUACGAUGCAGGUGCAGACGGCCGCUUACAUAGCAGUGACCAACGUGACGGAUUAUCUCAACGACGAAGCUAUAAGAAAUAUAAUAUUACCAAAGUUACUUCAGGCCUUCGACAAUGGUACCGUCGACGAGCGUAAAUUGAUGAAAGUGGUUUACUGCAUAUUAAAUCGCCUCGAGAAGCAGAAGAUCAUAGACUACGUGUUACCCCUUCUGUGCAAGGUUAAACUACAAGAACCCGAGAUCGUAGUUCGGGUUGUAAAUAUUUACAAAUUGAUGCUCACCGAUAAGAACUACGGUCUUUCCGUCAAUUGGAUGGCAACACGAGCAAUGCCUUCGUUACUUCCUCAAACUGUCAAUCCAGGAUUAAAUUUGGAACAAUUCAUGUUACUUUUCCAAGUGCUUCAAGAAAUGUUGAAUCACAUAGAGAGGAAUCAAAGAAAUAAGCUCACUCUAGACAAUCUCUCUUUACCGAGUCCGGAACGUUAUCGGCCUUUCCGACAUCAGCAUAGCACGGACAACAUGCACGUUCCACCGUUCAACAUCCCGAAUUUAAGGAUCGAUCAACGAAAGACUUCGUCGGCCGAAGAUAUGGCGAGAAAGAAUAGCAUGACUGAACCAGAUAGGACGGCCUCAGCCGAAAAUAUGGCGCGGAAAAAUUCAAUGAUCUCCACUUUCGGAGGGUGGUUCACAGCAACGAUGAACGAUAGCAAUUUCUUAAAAGUGCACAACGCCUUCACGAGUAGACGUCUUUCGGAUAAUACUUUAAUGACACCUAAAAUACGCGUAGCACCAUCUUGCGCCAGCUCACCGGGUGGAACACCUGGUGGUGGUUUACCUGUACGUCGUCAUUCGAGCAUAGGGCCUCAAGAACGACGUGGAUCGAACAUUAAUCUUUCACCGCCCACGGGAGGCGGAAUGCCAAUAACAAGUAGUAGUGUGCCAUAUCUUCUCAGUUCGAGUAUGAAUAGUGUUCGAGGAUCAAGACGUCCCUCGGUAUCAUCAACGUCAUCCCAGCAAGGACUUCUUCAGCAGGUUGGCUCCAGCAUGGUAAGACAACUACCCCCCAUCUGUCUCAACCUCAAUGGACCACCACCACCACCAACACUCUCUCCAUCACUCCAGCUACCGGGACAACAUUCCCACUGACCCUUGGUUACAGUUAUCAGUUCUUCAAUAGACAAACCGACUCAUGAAGCGUGCAAGCAGAAAGAAAGGAGAGAUAGAGGAACGUCAAUCGCUAAAUUGUACCUCAAAAAUAGAAGAAUGUUUAUCUUUCUGGGGAAUUUAGAGAAAGUACAAGACCACUGUGCAAAAUACAAAAGUAAAUUGCCUUUUCUAAUAUUAUCAAGAAUCUGGUACGAUCAGAAUAAGGUAAGUUGUACAAAUUCAAGCAUCGCCAAAAGAAAGUAUUCGAUGUCACGAUGAUGAAUUCAUAAAUUCGACUUCACUUCGAGGAUUGACCUUUCUUUAAAAUUCUUCGAAAAAUUUUCUUCUUCAAAGUAUCUACAAUUUGCAACGAUAAUAUA